Alternaria infectoria is the source of this 1701-nucleotide messenger RNA. RefSeq lists its product as uncharacterized. Bases 1 to 1701 code for a protein of 566 amino acids. The transcript is spliced from 2 exons. NCBI's taxonomy places the organism in Eukaryota, Fungi, Ascomycota, Dothideomycetes, Pleosporales, Pleosporaceae. Gene Ontology annotation, cellular component: cytosol. The record is from RefSeq and is a predicted model, not a curated record. Gene Ontology annotation, molecular function: ATP binding; glycerone kinase activity. Gene Ontology annotation, biological process: glycerol catabolic process.
AUGGCGCUCGAUGAGGCCAACCGCGUCGUUUACAAUCUCUCCCACCCUCCAAACCAGGUCACUCUUGUAUCUGGCGGCGGUUCAGGACACGAGCCGGCAUGGUCCGGCUUCGUCGGCGACGGCAUGCUGUCAGCUGCUGUGUGCGGUGACAUCUUUGCUUCUCCCAGCACCAAGCAGAUCAUGGCUGGAAUACGGAACGUGCCGAGUAACGAGGGCGUCAUACUGUGCAUAACAAAUUACACAGGAGACAUGCUGCAUUUCGGUCUUGCCAGAGAGAAGGGGCAAGCACUGGGCUACAAGGUCGACGUUGUGUGCAUGGCGGAAGACGCUGCCUUGGGUCGCGAGAAGAGCGGCAAGGUAGGUAGGAGAGGACUGGCUGGUAACUUGUUGGUCAUCAAGCUGGCUGGUGCUGCAUCACAGAAAGGCUGGGCUUUCGAGCGGUGUAGGAAGAUUGGCGAGUUGGGUAACUCGCAGCUGGUUACUAUCGGCACGAGUCUCGAUCAUUGCCAUGUGCCUGGUCGAGAGGCAUUCGAGAGUGUGCAGGACGAUGCUUGUGUGGUUGGUAUGGGUAUUCACAACGAGCCUGGUCUACGAACCAUCUCUCCGAUGCCCAGUCCCGAAGACGUGAUCAAAGAGAUGCUCCGGUACCUUCUCGACCCCUCCGACUCCGACCGCGCAUUCGUCACCUUUAACCCCAACGAUAACGUUGUCAUGCUCGUCAACAACUUCGGCGGCCUGUCAAACCUCGAAUUCGACGCCAUGGUGAACCUCGCCCUGAUAGCCUUGAAGCGAGAUUGGAAGAUCGUGCCGACACGCAUCUACGCCGGCGUACUAGAGACAUCGCUGAAUGCCCAAGGCUUCAGCAUCACACUCGGCAACAUGAGCGGUAUGGCAAAAGCCAUGGAUCUCAAGGACGAAGAUGUCAUGGAGUUGCUGGACGCACCCACAAACGCCCCAGCAUGGCCGAAGAACGGCUACCAGCCCCUCAACAUCAACAAGGAAACCGAAGAGCUCCGCAACAAAGCCAACGCCGCCGCGGCCGACAAAUCCCUCCUGCACAAGGGCCCCGCCACACCAGCAUCACUCAUCCCCGCGCUCCGUCAAGCCUGCAAAGACGCCCUCGCAGCCGAACCCACAAUCACGCAAUACGACCUGCAAAUGGGCGACGGUGACUGCGGCGAAGCCGUAGCCGGCGUCUGCAAGUCCAUCCUCGCCAAUAUCGACGCCGUAGAAAGCUCUCCACCACCCAUCCUCGCCCUCCUCGAAAGUAUAGGCGAAAACGUCGAAGACGUCGGCGGCUCCCUCGGCGCCAUCCUCUCCAUCCUCGUCACCGCCUUCACAAACGCUUUAUCAAAAGCCACUCUAUCCCAAAACGCACCGCUGGAUAUCUCUACCCUCGCUUCCUCCGCGUCCGUCGCUCUCGAGAACCUCAAGAACUACACCAGUGCACGGGAAGGCGACAGGACGGUCAUGGACGUGUUGAUCCCUUUCAUCAAUACGUUGGCUGAGAGCAAGGAUCUGAGCAAGAGUGUGGAUGUCGCGGAGAAGAAGGCGGAUAGCACGAAGGAUAUGAAGGCCAAGUUUGGGCGCGCGACGUAUAUUAGUGAGGAUGGGAGCGAGAGGAGUAAGAUUCCUGAUCCGGGGGCGUAUGCGGCGGGGAUUUGGCUGAGGGGGUUGGAGAAGGGGUUUGGGGGGUCGUAG